This is a messenger RNA of Uranotaenia lowii, 1176 nucleotides long. RefSeq lists its product as uncharacterized. The coding region runs from base 176 to 922 and encodes 248 amino acids. The record is from RefSeq and is a predicted model, not a curated record. Lineage: Eukaryota; Metazoa; Arthropoda; Insecta; Diptera; Culicidae. The transcript has 3 exons.
UGAAAUUUCAAAGCGUAAAAUCACGUGUCAAGUUCAGUUAGGUUCGAUUUUGUCCAAAUUUUUUAGAUUUACGCGUUGCUAAUCUGUUAAUUGUUGGUCUGUUUGCCGGAAAUUCGUUAAUGUGAAAGAUUGGUUGAACAAGACGAAAAAAUAUCUGAAUAAACGUAAAUGCAAAAUGGCUCCGAACUUCCGCAGCCUGCUGUGUGGUCUUUGUGGAAAUAAUAACCGUAGAUUGGAAUUCGUUCCACCGGAACCCGCAACAGGAAACAGCUGGUUCGAUGGCUGCUUACUACUGUUUUACAAACCUGAAACUCCGGAACAGCGGCAGGAAAGAGCUUUCAAGAAGGAAAAAAGAGACGUUGAGCAGUUUUUGAAAAAGCACGGCUUGUGGGAUAAUCGUAUGCCAUUCGAGGAUAUGCGAAACCUCAAGGUGGUUUUGGAAGCCACACUCGAAACGGAAACCGCAAAACUUCAAGGUCCUUUUGAGGUUAUUGAAAUGCAAGAGUUAAAGAAAGGGAAAUCCACCGAAAUCACGGACGGAUCCCCAACGGAUAAGGAUACGGCUGCUAGUGAAGGUACCACAAGUGACGUUGCGAUUUGCGAGCAACCCACUAAAACGGAGAAUCCACGGGAUGAGGAAUUUGACCGGAAGCUAGUGGCCACUCACGCAGCUUCGCCGGAGCAUUGUGAAUGCUCUGGGAGCGAAGACACUUGUGAUGAAAACUCAUCAGAAUGUGGUGCCGAUGAGUCCGGUUUAAUGCCGUUGAUUUUACUUUCCACCAGAAAAUUCAAGGACAAUUUGAACAGCUGCGACAACGAACGACUCGAAUUGAAUUCUUGCAGUUCUAGCUGUUCGUCCUCGAUGGAAAACGUGACGCUUGAGACAUCUGUCGUGGAAAAUCCUCUGGCAAAGGAUGACUGAUGAUGGGUAAAUUAGUUUUGUUAAAACCGAAACUGGUUUUAUUUUAAUGGUUCGUUUUUUUAUCUAGCUUUUAUCGUUUAUUAAAAAGGGUUGGGAUUUUUUUUAAUAUGUUGAAAUCUGUUGUCUGAAUAGAAUGAUAGAGAAGUGAGCUUUGAAAUUUCCAUUAACUAUGCAUUAAACAUGUUUCACUCAUGUGUAAUCUAUCAUCACCCAAGAAAAUACUGUUCGCACAGGGUUUUAAAAAUUAAAAAAAA